UCUAUCAGCGUUUAGCAAAAUUUUCCUUAAAGGGCCAGGGCCAGUAUUUGCAGCCAUCGUGUCUCCGCAUACAGUUUUUCAACUCUUACUGUAGCACAGAAGCAGCCGUAGGCCACGACCGGAUGGGUAAGUCAGACUUGUACACAAAGUGGUUGGCCAGAUUUGGCCACAUGCCCGCAUUCCGGACCCCUGUUCUAGAUGAAGGCGACUACGGAUCAUCUCGGGUCCUGUCCUUUCCCGUUACGGAAUUGCAAGCUUCGCGAGAGAAGCCACACGCUUUUGUUCACUGGAUCUUCAAUGCCAAGAGCGACUGGCAUCGACCCCAAUGUUCACGGGAUAACAGAAAUCCAUACUUGCAAUACCUUCUGGUCCUACUGUGUCUCUUUCCCUCCUCCAGUGGAGGAGGUGCUCCUUCUGCUCCGUCUGUCCCCUCAGGAUGCUUCCCUUGUAUUUACUCCAACUAGACUCCACCCUCCUCUAGAGCAGAGGUGGGUCUCUUCCAUUCUGGAAGCCCCGGGCGCAUCAGAAUACUUAACCGAACACACUCUAUAGAUCUGCACGGAAAGAAGAAAUCGGUCACCACAAGAAGAUGGGGACCCUCCUCCCCACCCAGCCUGGAAAUCCUUUAAGGCUGCAGAGAAGUCAUUCAGUUGGCGUCCUUUGUUCUUUCCGAGCGACCAGUUCCUAACUAUUGUAUUUCCUGGGCAAGAAGGACCUGGAUCCGGGCUCCUGCCCUGGCCGGUGCAGACAUGGUGCCCCUGCUGCUGCUGCCCCUGCUGCUGCUGCCCCUGCUGUUGGGGGGGGAGGAUCCAGAGUACCAGCUCCGAGUGAAGGAAUCCGUGACCGUGCAGGAGGGUCUGUGUGUCCAUGUGCCCUGUUCCUUCUCCUACCCCAGAAAGCGGUGGUAUUCCCGGACGAUGCUCUACAUAUACUGGUUCCAGGAUAGGGACACCUCAAGCAACCGUUAUCUGGUGGCUACAAACAACCCACAGAGAGCAGUGGGGACAGAGGCUCAGGGCCGAUUCCGCCUCAUCGGGGACCCCUGGGCCUACAACUGCUCCCUGAGGAUCAGAGACGCCAUGAGGAGUGACGAGGGAGUCUACUUUUUCCGAGUGGAGAGAGAAGACAUGAAAUAUACUUACACACAUACGACGAUGACUCUGAGGGUGGCAGCCCUGACACAGGAACCCGACAUCCACUUCCCGGAGCCCCUCAAGUCUGGCUGGCCCGCAGAGCUGACCUGCAGCCUGCCGGGGUCCUGCGAAGGGGGAAGACCUCUCACAUUCUCCUGGAUGGGGGCUGCUCUGGACUCGCUGGACCCCGAGACCCUGCACUCCUCGGUGGUGACCUUCACCCCGAGGCCGCAGGACCAUGGCACCAACCUCACCUGUCAGGUGAAACUGCCAGAAGUUCAGGCCACCGUGGAACGAACCAUCUGGCUCAAUGUCUCCUAUGCCCCCCACAACCUCACCAUCAGCAUCGUCAGCAAUGUCACAGCCCUCAGCAUUCUGGAAAACACCUCAUCCCUUCUCAUCUGGGAGGGCCAAGCUUUGCGGCUGCUCUGUGCUGCUGCCGGCAACCCCCCCGCCGAGCUGAGCUGGUUCCGGGGGUCCCCUGCCCUGAAUGCCACCCCCAUGUACAGGACCCACAUCCUGGAGCUGCCUCAAGUCGGGGCUGCGGAGGAAGGAGUCCUCACCUGCCGAGCUCAGAACUCGCUGGGCUCCCAGCACGUCUCCCUGCGUCUCUCUGUGGUCUGCCCCCCGCGGCUGCUCGGCCCCUCCUGCUCCUGGGAGGGCGAGGCGCUGGGCUGCACCUGCUCCGCCCGAGCCCGGCCGGCCCCCACCCUGCGCUGGCGGCUGGGGGAGGGGCUGCUAGAGGGGAACCACAGCGACGCCUCCUUGACCGUCACCUCCAGCUCCGAGGGGCCCUGGGCCAACAGCUCCCUGAGCCUCAGGAGGCCUCUGGGUUCCGACCUCAGACUCAGCUGCGAGGCCCGGAAUGAGCACGGGGCCCAGAGCACCGACGCCGUCCUGGUGUUGCUGCCAGGGAAGUCGCUGUCCCUGGCAGAAGCCGCGACUGCAGCUGUGGGAGGCGCCGGAGCCAUGGCUCUGCUGUGCCUGUGUCUGUGUCUCCUCCUCUUCUGGGUGGUGAAAGCCCGCAGGAAGCAAGCGUCUAGGAGUCAAGAGGGCAUGGCUAAUGAAGACCCUGUCAUGGGUACAGUCGACUGGGGUUCCAGGAAGAAGCCCUGGCCAGACAGCCCUCCAGAUCAAACGACCCCUGCCGGGGAUGACCCUCCCUCGGGGGAGCAGCAGGAGCUCCAUUACGCCUCCUUCAGCUUUCACGGGAUAAAGAUGAGGGAACCUCAGGACCAGGAGGCCACCAGCACCAGUGAGUACUCGGAGAUCAGGACGAGCAAGUGAGGGCCACCUGGAGCCAGGAAUCCCAGCCCCUGCGGGGAGAGGAGAAGUCAGGCGCCAACUGAUGAAGCGCGUGGAGCCCUGUGGCGAUAUAAAGGAGCAGGACUGUCCGGGUGUCCCCGGGUAGAGCAGAUCUGGGCUCAAACGUAGCCUGUCAAGCAAGUCGCUUCAUCUCUGCGUGCUUCAGUUUCCCGUUCCGUAAAUCAGAGAUCAUGCCUUCUGCCUCAAAGGUGGUUGUGAACAGUAAAGAAAUUAACACAGAGAAAUCAGCCAACAGAGGUCCUAUCGCACCAUGGGGCUCAGUGCCUACUGAUCUGUCUUCUUUGGACAGAAUGGUCCUGCUGGAAAGUGACCCUGGGGCUGAGGGUGACCGCCCCAGCACACAGUAGCAACCGGCUGGUGUCAUUCUCCUUCAAAGCCUCCCCAGGGAAAGACCAGCCCCUCAGCCUGGGUUUUGGUUUCACGAUACAGCAUCUUAUCAUCUCUGUGGGGUCUUCUCUGCGUCCCACUUGUAUCUGUCCAUUCUUCCAGCACAUUCCAUCACCUCCUGACCUCCAGUCCCUUCCCUGUCUCAUUUAUGGGCCCCCACAGGGAUCCGUCCAACAGCCAGAGAGCUGACCCUGAGUCUCCUCCACAAACCCAUUCAAGGCUCCCUAGGCUUAGACAAUACAUCACAAACAUCUGCCCCCACCCCUGGCAUUUGAAGUCCACCAACCACCCCCCCCAACCCCUGCUAACUACUGUUGGAAAAGAAACAAUGGGCCCCGAGUGGAGGCACUUACCCCCACAACAGCAAACCCAAGACUCACUGAGGUUUCAACCUCUCCCAGAAAUGUGACCUUUAAACAGUCGGUCUGAAAUUUCCUGAUCAGCACUGGUGAGGUCACCUGCAGGGUAAGAUCUUCCCCCAAAAAGAUGGCCCGAUCUGGGGGGCAAAAAUCCUUCCUUUGUUUUGAGAAUACUUCCUCAUGCCACCCUCCUGCCUUUAAACACCGUCUGCUACUUACAACUCCUCAGGGCACCCAUCUCCUUACUGGAAGGGACACUGCCAAACUUAUGAGCCUUUGAAUAGAGCCAAUUACAUGCCCAGAUUUCCUCGGUUGAGUUUUUAUUCUUUUUCAAAAAUGUUUAUUUAUUUUUGAGAGAGUGUGCGAGUGAGGGAGGGGCAGAGGAUUCAAAGUGGGCUCUACACUGAGAGCCAGAUGCGGGACUUGACCUGUGAGAUCAUGACCUGAGCUGAAGUCAAGAGUUGGAUGCUUAACCAACUGAGCCACCCAGGUGCCUUCAACAAGCUUUUCUGAUCCCAGCUGCCUGACACUAUGCUUUUGAUUGCCGUACAAAAGAAAAGUUUUUCUAGAAGGAGGCGAGCAAGAAGGUUAUCAGCUACAGGAAAGGAUUGUUUCAGGCAAGACUGCUCUCCUCCUGUGUGUGGGGUAAAGAUAAGGGGUCUUCUUGUGCAGAUGACCUCGUCUUCCUUUAGGGGAUGGAGAGGUCCUUGUGGCCAACUCAUUGGCACUGAUUGUCAAUAGCCAAAGUAUAGAAAGAGCCCAAAUGUCCAUUGAUGGAUAAAUGGAUAAAGAAUAUAUAUA
This is a messenger RNA of Acinonyx jubatus (cheetah), 4006 nucleotides long. RefSeq names its product sialic acid-binding Ig-like lectin 5. Gene Ontology annotation, cellular component: plasma membrane. The transcript has 11 exons. Gene Ontology annotation, biological process: cell adhesion. Lineage: Eukaryota; Metazoa; Chordata; Mammalia; Carnivora; Felidae. The coding region runs from base 750 to 2420 and encodes 556 amino acids. Gene Ontology annotation, molecular function: sialic acid binding. The record is from RefSeq and is a predicted model, not a curated record.